AUGUUAUUCAAACGAGAAAAGAAGGUCGCCGACCCGGACCCGGUAGCCGCACCGGGGGAGGUGCCGCCUUCCGGCCCGGAGCCAUCAGAGCUCGAGAAAGGCACAGAAGCCCCGAAGGAUGCCGAGGAGACAGAGAACCCGGAUGACUAUCCUCAAGGCGUCAAGCUCGUCCUGCUCUUGGUAUCCGUCUUCGUCAGCAUGUUCCUCGUCUCUCUGGACCGAUUGAUCAUCUCGACCGCCAUCCCGCGGAUCACCGACGAGUUCCAGUCGGUCACGGACAUCGGCUGGUACGGCAGCGCUUACAUGCUCACGUCUGCCGCGUUCCAGCUGCUCUUUGGCAAAAUCUAUACAUUCUACAGCGUCAAGUUCGUGUUCCUCACCACCAUUCUCCUCUUCGAGAUCGGCUCGGCGGUCUGCGGCGCGGCGCCCAGCUCCACGGCCUUCAUCGUCGGCCGUGCCAUUGCCGGCAUAGGAGCCGCGGGUAUCUUUUCUGGAUGUAUCGUCUGCAUCGUCUUCGCCGUGCCGCUGCACAAGCGGCCCAUGCUCCAGGGCCUCUUCGGCGCCAUCUUCGGCCUGUCGUCCGUCAUCGGGCCCCUCGUCGGCGGCGCCUUCACCUCGCACGUCACCUGGCGCUGGUGCUUCUACAUCAACCUGCCGUUCGGCGGCGCCGCCAUGGUCCUCAUCUUCCUGCUGCUGCGCAUCCCGGACCGCGACACGACCCGCCAGCCCACGCGGGCCAAGCUGUCGCAGCUCGACGCCGCGGGCACCGCCGUCUUCGUGCCGGGCGUCGUGUGCCUGCUGCUGGCGCUGCAGUGGGGCGGCGUCAACUAUGCGUGGGCAAACGCUCGCAUCAUCGCCCUGCUCGUCCUGGCGGGCGUGCUCCUGAUCUCCUUUGUCGCGAUCCAGAUCGUCCUCCCCAAGACCGCCACCGUGCCUCCCCACAUCUUCAAGCAGAGGAGCAUCUACUGCGCCUUCUAUUCCUCCUUUUGCAUCGGCUCGCAGAUGAUGAUUUUCGCAACGCCGAUUGGAAGUCUCAGCUGUUCCUUCUCCGCUAACGAGGACCACGCAGUCUACUUCGUCCCCGUCUGGUUCCAGGCCAUCAAGGGCGUCUCGGCCGUCGACUCGGGCAUCCACCUCCUCCCCAUGGUCCUGUCCAUGGUCGUCGCCUCCAUCACGACGGGCAUCCUCGUCUCCCGCAUCGGCUACUACACGCCCUUCAUGAUCGGGGGCGUGUGCCUCAUGUCCGUCGGCGCGGGCCUCAUCACGACGUUCGACGUCGACACCCCCGCGGCCAGGUGGAUCGGCUACCAGGUCCUCUACGGCUGGGGGCUCGGCUCGUCCUUCCAGGCGCCCAACCUCGCGGCGCAGACGGUGCUGCCGCAGCGCGACGUGCCCGUCGGCACGGCGCUCAUGCUCUUCGCGCAGCUCCUCGGCGGCGCCGUCUUCGUCUCGGCGGGCCAGAACGUCCUGAGCAACGAGCUCAUCCGCCGCGUCGCGCGCAUCCCCGGCUUCGGCAACGACCCGGGCCGCAUCCAGCACGCGGGCGCGACGAGCAUCGUCGACCUGCCCCCCGCGCUCCGGGGGCCCGUGGUCAAGGCGUACAACGACUCGCUGCGCGUGACGUUCGUCAUGGGUCUCGCGCUGUCGUGCGCCGUGCUGUUCGGCGCGCUGGGGCUCGAGUGGCGCACCGUCAAGAAGCACCAGAUCGCGGCCAAGAAGGCGGCGGCCGCCGAGGAGAGAGGGGCGGGGGCCGCUGCCGGGGCGGAUGUCGGCGCCGGUCCCGGGCCGGCGGCGGAGGCGGAGGCGGGCGGUGAGAUCGCCGCCGCCGAGACGACGGGCACGGAUGGGAGUGAGAAGGCCUCCGUGCCGGAGGGACAGAAGAGCUAA
Thyridium curvatum is the source of this 1887-nucleotide messenger RNA. RefSeq lists its product as uncharacterized. Lineage: Eukaryota; Fungi; Ascomycota; Sordariomycetes; Thyridiales; Thyridiaceae. Gene Ontology annotation, molecular function: transmembrane transporter activity. The record is from RefSeq and is a predicted model, not a curated record. Gene Ontology annotation, biological process: transmembrane transport. The transcript has 5 exons. The coding region runs from base 1 to 1887 and encodes 628 amino acids.